GAAAACCCCCAAAACCAGCCCGUGCCUAACGCGUCUCUGUUUACCCCUUGCAGAGAAGACGGGGAAGGUGCUGGGGGAGUUCUGCCGGUGCUACAGGGAGCAGUACGGCGUCGCCCUCUUCAACAGCGUCCGCUAUGAGAUCGAGGGCAACGGGGGGCCACAGGCCCAGCUGCUGCACCGCAAGGUCCCGCUGGAAGACCACGUCAUCUACUCAGGCAACCUCUUCCAGUACAUCGAGGAGAACAAGAAGUGGAGGAACCGCUUCUGUGUGGUCCCGCACAACUACGGCUUGGUCCUCUACGAGAACAAACUGGCCUAUGAGCGGGAGCUGCCGCCCCGCGUGCUGGUCAACAGCGCUGGCUACAAGAUCCUCACCUCCGUGGACCAGUACCUGGAGCUGGUGAGCAGCAGCCUGCCUGGCGUGACGCCCAAAUCGGGGCACUCCCCCAUCCUGAAGUGCCCCACGGAUUUCCCCCUCAUCCUCUGGCACCCCUACGCCCGGCACUAUUACUUCUGCGUGAUGACGGGCAAGGAGCAGGAGAAGUGGCGGGCGGUUUUCCAGGACUGCAUACGGCACUGCAACAAUG
Messenger RNA from Eurypyga helias (sunbittern), 587 nucleotides. RefSeq names its product niban-like protein 1. The transcript has 4 exons. The annotation marks the transcript as partial. The record is from RefSeq and is a predicted model, not a curated record. Lineage: Eukaryota; Metazoa; Chordata; Aves; Eurypygiformes; Eurypygidae.